UGAACUGAAAUUGUGAUUUGUAUAAUUUUUAGAAAUGACUGACUAAUUAAUUCGUCAUCUCACAACUAAUUAACGAGAAUCCAGGCUGUGAGUAGCAGGAAUACAAGACAUCAAGUCAAGGCAUAAAUAGGAAGCUUCAACUCUAUCUGGGUUAAUUAGUCCAUAACGCGUGUGUCAUGGAAAAGGUUUGUGCGGACUCGAUAUAUGGUUUGGUGUGCAUGCAGCGUCGCUGGUGGUUCUCCACCACGAGGUGGCAGUGGCAGCGAAUUGCUUCAUUUUCGUCUCGUUCUUCAGCUCAAAAAUUGCGUACGAAUUUGACCGAGUCUGAUGAAAAUUCGUAUUCUCUGAAAAAUAAGUCAGCAAAGAAGAUAGGAUCAAGAGGGCUGUACUUAUUUUCAACUGACGCUGAACUAGAAAAUCUUUCUAGAAAUGGAUUCUGUGAAAAUAACGUUCACUCUUCUAUGGUAUACGAAGCUACUUUAAUUAAACUCCCGUCUAUACGUCAGAAUAAAUUUAAUCUAUUUCACGAGGACAUAGUACAUACCUCUAACUCAACUGCUACAAGAAACGACGUUGCAAGUUUUCCAAUGCUGUCUCAAAUAUCUUCAUAUCGUGGACGAUCGUUGCUUCAUAGGCAUACCUUUACCAAUUCCAGCGAACUCAACGUUCGUUCGUUAACUUCUUACUACACUCGCUUACAAAUGCAUACUCUUACUCAUUCUAUCAGAAGCGUACAAAUGAGUUCGCUAACUCCUGUGCAUAUAAGUGGACAAUCUCGUUCGCUUUCUCAUUUAUGUAAGUGCGUACGAAAUAAAUUAUGUAAUGGCACUGCCACUGCCACCCGAGCAUCUCUCCUUCAGUCGUCGCAUGGCCAGCCCCGUAAUGUGCUCCUACAGAGUCGCUUGUCGCAUCCCUUCUCUUCUUCUCGUAGAACGAUCUAUGUUACAUCUGCAAAAUACGACCCUGCGUGGCGCGACAGCAUGUGCAUCUCCUUAGACACGGAGGACAGGGACUGUCGCGACAACGUAGACGAUGUGCUCUUCGACAUGUUCAAAGACGAGAACACCGACAAGGUGCACAUGGGGCGCUUUAUCGCCGCGCUGACGGAGACGGGACUGCGGAGGACAGACCCGCGGCUCAAAGAGUUCCGGGACAACCUGGCCGCCGUCCACAACCUGAGAGCUGACCACGACGAGUCGUCCAUCACAGCCCUCGACCUCAACAAGGAACUCUUUAAAAGAGUGUUACGGGACAACGUAGUGCUGAUCUCGCGCGCCCUGCGUCACCACUUCGUCAUCCCGCAGUGGGCAGAGUUCUGCUCGCACCUCGAGGACUUCUACUGGGCCGGCAAGGCGCUCAAAGGCGGACAUGUGGCAUCCUACAUCCCGCAGCUGGCUCAGGGGUCUGUAGUGGGUCUGGGGUCUGUAGUGGGUCAGGGGUCUGUAGUGGGUCAGGGACAUUUGAAAUUCGUUAUUAUUGGCAGUAAGCCUCUGACAUACGCGAUCGCGCUGAACGAGCUCGGAGCUGACACCGUGCAUCGCUACGUGGGCACGGAGCCCAGCGGCCGCAUGUUCAACGCCAUCGUGCUUGACUAUAAUAACAAGCCCCAUAACCCGCUGGUGAACGCCGGCGCUAUCGUAGUGAGCGCCCUGCUGCAGCAGCUCGUACGGCCCCAGCUCGCCUCCUCUGAGAAGUUCGACUUCGUGCAGCAGUACUUCAGUCGCUUGGCGGGCGGUGAACCUGUCGGUUUCAGUAACGGAACUUUCCUGUCGGAGCGCGAGAACGCUGACCGCAAUCACGCGCUGGCUUACUACAUGCGCGAGAACAAAUGCUUCCCUGAGAAGACUGACCUCACUGCCAUACUUGACCUCUACUUUCAGAGCUGUUCAAUGGAGGUAACGACCGAGAGCGUUGCAGUGAUGGCCGCCACGCUCGCCAACGGUGGAAUCUGUCCCAUCACGGGAGACCAGGUGCUGCAGCCCGCCGCGGUCAGAGACGUGCUGUCACUCAUGCACUCCUGUGGCAUGUACGAUUAUUCCGGCCAGUUUGCCUUCAAGGUGGGGGUACCAGCCAAGUCUGGCGUGUGUGGGGCCGUGAUGCUCGUCAUCCCCAACGUCGUGGGCAUAUGCACGUGGUCGCCUCCUCUGGACACCCUCGGAAACAGCGUUCGAGGCAUCAAGUUUGCUGAGAACUUGGUGGAGAUGUUCAACUUCCACCGGUACGACAACCUGCGCUUUGCUGCCAACAAGAAAGACCCGCGUCGUGAGAAGUACGAGACUCGCGGGCAGAAGGUUGUGUCGCUGCUCUUCUCCGCCUCUACUGGGGACGUUACCGCCAUGCGCAGGUACGCGCUGUCGGGCCUCAACAUGAGCGAGUGCGACUACGAUGGCAGGACGGCGCUGCACCUCGCCGCUGCUGAAGGCCAUCUCGACGUCGUCAAGUUCCUCCUCGAGAAGUGUAGAGUCAACAUCACUCCUCUCGACAGGUGGAAGCGAACGCCUGCUGAUGACGCGGAUGAAUUCGGAUUCACGGAAGUGGCCAAAUUCCUCCGCGAGUUCGCGACCAAUCACCCAGACCAGUGCGGCACCGACGAUAUGGUCAAGUCUCCUCCUCCCACCAUUCCUGAAAUCCCUGAAGAUAAAGUGUCUUCUCCAGACUCCCCGAACUAACAUAUUUCUCCAUAGCACUGGCAAAUUCUUGGAACGACACUUACUAUCCAUAAUUCUUCCUUUUCUGUUUGUCGUGGUUGUGAAAAAUGGUCGGAAUUGCUGUGGCAUUGCCGGUCCUGUUGUAGCAAAUUUGAGAUCUUUCUUGAAUGAUGCACUUGAAUGAUGGACGAUGUCUGUGUUUAUUUGUUAUAGCGUUAAGAAAUUGUCCAGGGUAUUUGUAAUUUAUCAUGUGUGUUUCUUCACUAAUUUUUUUACGUUCUUGAGCGAUAUUUUGCAAAUUUUACUCUAGUAAUGUAAGUCCAUCAACGAGAAGGCCAACCGGCUUGCUUUUCCUAUUUUACCGAGAAGGUCAACCGGUGUUUGUUCAUCGCAACAAUAGCUUAGACGCAUCGAGUGUCCUGACAGACAUAGGGCAACGUUGUUAUCACCCUUAUUGUUUACCAUAAGUUAUUGUUUACCUAAAGUUAUUGGUUACCGAAAAUUAUUGUUUACCAAAAGUUAUUGGUUAUCAAAAGUUAUUGGUUAUCAAAAUGUUAUUGUUUACCAACGACUACGAUGCUUCUAAAAAGUUAUUUUUCCCCAAAUGUUAUUGCUGCACGCAAACCUUGAAUUAUUUUAAUCGGCUCAACAGUGGACUCCAUCUGCCAGAUACAAAAAUGUGAGAAUUUGGCACCUGAUUCGUCUGAUUAAAAAAUAAAGAAACUUCAGUUAAGGGAAGAUUGAAUUUUACAGUUUUAACUGGCUUGACUGUCGUUUGUUGUAUAUAUUCUUUUGAUUUUGCUCAUUGAGGGUGGAAAAAUAUUUUUCUUUUUGUAUUCAAGUGGGAACUUUCAUAGAUGACCCAAAGUUUAAGCGUUAUUUUUCUUAAUACGUAAAUAUUCCACUCGAAUGUUUUUAUUCAAAAGCAAUGAUCAAUACAGUACGCAUCUGACAGUAUUUCUGGUUUUCAAUAAAGGUUUCCGAUGCACAUUCGUUGAUGCCAGUUACUCGUCGUGAUCGUGUUCUACUGUGAAAUAUUUAGACAUUGUAUGUGCACGCACUCAGUGCUAUUAAAUAGAGAUUUUAGUUACCACUGCCAAGUUAACAGCAACUGAGGAAAUCGCUUUUUUCGACGGUGGGAACCUCUGCACCAGCUAUGUUAUUGUAUCGCAUAAGAGAAGUAUUGCCUACAGAGUAUUCUUAUUCAAUAUAACCUUGCCAUCUUAUAAUUGGGGCGCCGAAGUUCAAUGAUCACUCUUUUCUUUCAUGCUGAGUUGACGCUGAUAUUUUGUAUUUUAAUCAACUCUUGCAGUCACAAACUUUGAGAACUGCGUUCUAUUUCUAUGAACUACUUUCUCCCAAUUUGUUAAAUUGCAUCGCUUUUCUUAUUGACGCACUGUCUUGUCCCCGGCCAUUACAUUAAAUGUCGUCACGUUGGUUUACUGCAGAAAGUUACUCACAUUUUAUUGAUGUUCUUGUUAAAAAUGUCCAUGCAUCGUCAAUUGCAUGGGUGAAAUAGAGUAUUAAGUGCUGUGUAUUAUUAAGAAAGUUUGAGCAAAUAGUUCUUUGUUAUGUUACUUGCAAAGUGCUAGGCCCUGUGCUUAAAUUGUCAAGUUGUUUGAACCUAUAGAAUAAGAUGCUUGACAGGAAAUAUUGCAAUGUUAUUCUUAUAGAAGGCGGCCUCUGCUGACACCUAGGAGCUGUCUGACCAAAUGCUCGUCACGCUUUGCUAUUGACGGAAAAAAUUAUUUUAAAUCCUUCACUAAAAUUGAUGCUAUGACGACAAGCACGUUUAUACUACUCAUCGAAACGAAUAUCAGAUUUGUAGGUGUGAGUUAAAGAUGCAUGUGUGAAUGUUGUGUGUUUCUCGAUAACUUGAUUGAAGUUCGUUAACUUGAGUAUAUGUACUAAUGUUAAGGUAUGGAAUGGUAUUGUAUUUGCGAUGGUUGAAAAAUUAGGCACUGUUUUGCGCUUAAAGUUGACUCAUAUUCUUGACACAUGUUCGUCGUUUUACACUUGUUUAGUUUUCAAUGAAGGCGUUGAAAUCUUCGUGGAGGAUUUUCAAAAUAUGGAUGACAAUGAGUUUUAUAUAAGUGUCGUUCAAGAUUAAUUAUUCAUGCGCAAUAUUCACGGUUGAUGUCUUGGAUUAACGAGUAAAACUGGGUGGUGCUUUAAAGAUCUGACUGCAAUACGGUACUAGAGAGCAAUACGUUGCAUGCUGUGGUGUUAUCUUGUCUUCCUGUAGAAACUAUAUGCUCUUGCUUCGUCCGAUAGCCUAAUUAGUCUAUAAAAGAUUAGUAGAGAUGGUAAUGAGAUUAGUUUAAUUAGCGUCAGAGUGGUAAACUAGAGCAGAUGUUCGUCAGCCUUCUCUUCGUCUUCCGAACGAUUCGCUUUGCAAUCCGAAAGAGUAAAUUAUUUGAUUGUCUAAAACACGAAUAUCAUCAUGCCUAUAAAAUUCACGAGAUCAUGCCAAUAAAAAAGCAGUUUGGCCAAUAAAAAUCUGUCAUAUGCCACUAAUAGUAAGCAUUGUUCGAACUGAGUUAGACGCCGUUAGGCUAUAGUGCGUUACUCCCGUUCCAUUCUGUCAUGUUAGCAUCACCAGGCUCGUUAAUUAGCUUUUUACGUUAAACUCUUCGUGCGAAAUGAAACUAUGCUUGCGAUGUUGAAAGAAAACCCAUGCACCCUUCAGCAAUAGGCAUUUUUUUAUUGAACACUUAUACGUUCAUGCUAAGUGAUCUUUGCAUCGCCAUAUACUCGUGAAAUGCUCCAAUCCUAUCAAUUAUUUCAUCAUUUUGAUUCUGAUUUAUUUUCUUCCCGGAUGUAACUCAGCUCCAUCAGACAAACGAUGUUGAAUUAACAUUAAAAAAAAUGUUAUUGGGUUGAAUAAACGUUUAUUAAACGUUGUUUCAACAUCGUUCGCCUUAACUAAGGUCGCACUUUCCAAACAUUGCCCGGAGGAAGUCAUAAACUCAUUCUUGCAGCGUUGUCAUGUUUUAAAUCGGCUUCAGAAAAUCGUUCAAUUUUAUAUAAAAAUCAUUCAAUAUUUUUCACAUAAAUUGAGCACUUUGCAAUAAAAAGAUUCUUUCAGGAACAGUAAACCAUUUAAUGUGAACUUUAGAUUAAUUAAUAUGGUUUUAAAAUUGACACAUGACAGGAAUAACUAUGAAGGUUUUUUGUUGUAAAAUAUCAUUACAUUU
This is a messenger RNA of Hyalella azteca, 5845 nucleotides long. RefSeq names its product glutaminase liver isoform, mitochondrial. Bases 177 to 2669 code for a protein of 830 amino acids. Gene Ontology annotation, biological process: L-glutamine catabolic process. The transcript has 14 exons. Gene Ontology annotation, molecular function: glutaminase activity; protein binding. NCBI's taxonomy places the organism in Eukaryota, Metazoa, Arthropoda, Malacostraca, Amphipoda, Hyalellidae. The record is from RefSeq and is a predicted model, not a curated record.